This is a messenger RNA of Paramormyrops kingsleyae, 4617 nucleotides long. Lineage: Eukaryota; Metazoa; Chordata; Actinopteri; Osteoglossiformes; Mormyridae. The record is from RefSeq and is a predicted model, not a curated record.
AAGGAAAGUAGAGGGGGGUGUAGGGGGCUGAACCAUGAACCUGCAGCGUGCGUGUGUAUGAGUGAAAGAGGCGGCGGGGCUCCGCCAGGAUGUGGUAGUGAAGGGGGAGGAAGCAUCACCGCACGCUGGCAGCACUCUGGCGUCGGCCGGCAGUGGAAGAGAGGAAGCGGGAGCUCGGCUGUACGCCGGAGCUGGGGGAUCGCGGAUGUUGCGGAUGGAAAGGGGCGAGUCGGACGCCAUCUGACAACGUGGAGAGCGAUCGAUGCGAGGUCUGAGCUGUUCGCGGAGAUUGGAUCUCUAAAAACCUGCGAAGUAAUCGCCCUUCGAUUGGCGGGGGCGAGGUUUCUGCAGGUCCGCUGUCUGGCUGGAUAUCCGUCCACGUAUCAAGGGCAGCCUGACGGAGGGUGUUUCAUUCAGUCGUAAGUUACGUUGAUGCGGCAUGCGGACUGAAUCGGGCGAGCAUGGGAACACCCCCCUCGACUGACUGCACGCCGCUCAUGUUACUUUAUUGCGAACUUUUCUUUUUUGGUUACUUUUUAUUGCCCGAAGGAGCGUUUUGAAACUUUUGGUUGGGAGAGAAAAGGCGUGGAAAUGAGCGCCGGGGCGAAAAGCGCGGCGCACCAAGUGGAUCCAGACGGGACGAGCUCCCGGGAUAAGAAACAGGAACGCGGACAGGACGGAGCGUACGGUCCGCCGGCGAGCGCCGCGGACUCGCCACGUCCCGCCGGUCCGGAGAGGGAACCGCGGUCCUCCGCCGCCGAUGUCACUCGCAUGUGGAUUCAGUUCGCCAAGACCUUCGCUGUCAUUUUCCCCAUUUACGUGCUGGGGUAUUUCGCCUUUAGCUUCAGCUGGGUUUUAAUAGGGCUGGCCCUUUUUUUCUGGUGGAGAAGGAAUAAAGGGAAUAAAAAUGGCAGGCUGAACAGAGCUUUGGCUUUCCUGGAGCAAGAGGAGCAAUCGGUCCGGCAGGGUCUCCCAGCAUCGGAGCUGCCACCAUGGGUUCACUUCCCAGAUGUAGAGAGAGUAGAGUGGUUAAACAAGACAGUCAAACAGAUGUGGCCGUACAUCUGCCAGUUUGUGGACAAGCUGUUUCGUGAGACCAUCGAGCCGGCGGUGAAGGGAGCCAACCCCCACCUCAACACAUUCUGCUUCACCAAGAUCGACAUGGGGGACAAGCCCCUCCGAAUCAACGGCGUGAAGGUUUACAGCGAGAACGUGGACCAGAGGCAGAUCAUCAUGGACUUGCAGAUAAGCUUCGUGGGGAACACGGAAAUCGAUGUCGACAUCAAGCGCUACUAUUGCAGGGCCGGCAUUAAGAGCGUACAGCUGCAUGGUGUGUUGAGGGUCGUCAUGGAGCCUCUGCUGGGAGACAUGCCCUUGGUUGGAGCCUUGGCCAUCUUCUUCUUGAAGAAACCGCUUCUGGACAUCAACUGGACCGGCCUGACGAACAUGCUGGAUAUUCCUGGGCUUAAUGGUCUGUGCGACAACCUGAUCCAGGACAUCAUCUGCAACAACCUGGUCAUGCCCAACCGCAUCACCAUACCUCUGGUGGGUCAGGUGCAGCUGUCGCAGCUGCGCUUCCCCAUGCCCAAGGGGAUCCUGAGGAUCCACUUCCUGGAGGCGCAGGACCUGCUGGGCAAAGACAAGUUCUUGAGGGGGCUGAUCAAAGGGAAGUCGGACCCCUACGGUGUGGUCCAGAUUGGAAACCAGCUCUUCCAGAGCAAGACCAUCAAAGAGACCGUCAACCCCAAGUGGAACGAGGUCUACGAGGCCCUCGUGUACGAGCACUCAGGACAGCACGUGGAAAUCGAGGUUUUUGAUGAGGACCCAGACAAAGACGACUUCCUGGGCAGUUUAAUGAUUGACAUGACGGAACUACACAAGGAGCAGAGGGUGGAUGAGUGGUUCGAGCUAGAUGAAGUCUCCACUGGGAAGCUUCACCUGAAGCUCGAGUGGCUCUCCCUCCUCCCCACGCCGGAGAAGCUAGACCAGGUGAGGUUCCCACUGGCUGAGACGCGCUGCCAAGCCACUGAAGGCAUACAGACUGAGCUGAGCACUGUCAUUCUGGGAAGAGCUAGGAGUCUUCCACGCAAUCCGUUAGAGUUCAACCAUGACGGGUUGAAGAGAAGCUCAGUCAAUAAGGCCCUCAAGUCCGGCAAGAAGGUGAGCAGUGAUCCCAACCCAUUCAUCCAGUUUACUGUUGGACACAAAACCUUCGAGAGCAAGACCCGACACAAGACCAAUGAGCCGGUGUGGGAGGAGGCCUUCACCUUCCUUAUACACAAUCCCAGAAGUCAGGAGCUGGAGGUGGAGGUGAAGGACGACAAGCACUCCUGCUCCCUGGGCACCUUGUCCCUCCCCCUGCGCCGCCUGCUGGACACUGAAGACAUGACACUCGACCAGCGGUUCCCCCUCUGUAACUCGGGGCCUGAGUGCACGCUGAAGAUGAAAGUGGUGCUGAGGGUUCUCUGCUUGGAGAAACUUCACCCAUCGCACCAGCCGUCCUCGGUCCAGGUGAGGAAGGCCAGCGUCAGUGUCAACGGCGGUGACAAGACAGGGGGGAUUAGUGGCAGAAAGGAGCAGCCCCCCACCCCUGUGGCCAAGUCGACCGCGAGCAAGACGCCGGACUCCGUGGCGGCCCCCCCGACCCCCACGACGGCGCCUCCCACCUGCGACCACGAGCGGCAGGUGCCGGAGUGCCCGAGUAGCCCCGCCCACCUGGCCAGGGCGGGCUUAAGCUCCUCCAGUCUGGCCGUCUCCGGCUCCCAGACCCAGCUGGCCGCCAAGGAACCCACUCCCAGCAUCGCCUCCGACAUCUCCAACCCCUUCGCCACCCAGGAGCUGCAGCAGAGGCUGCGGCAGCUGCAGAAUGGUUCAGCCCCCAACCACGUCCCCCUGGGCGAGGUGCAGCUGACAGUGAGACACAGCUCCCAGAGAAACAAGCUGAUGGUGGUGGUUCAUGCUUGUAGGAACCUCAUCGCCUUCACGGAGAGCGGCUCGGACCCCUACGUGCGUUUGUACCUGCUUCCCGACAAGCGGCGUUCCGGCAGGAGAAAAACCCACACCAUAAAAAAGACGCUGAACCCCGUGUACGACCACACGUUUGAGUUUAGCGUCUCUCUGGCGGAGCUCCACAGGAGGCCCCUGGACGUGGCUGUCAAAAAUGGGGGCGGGCUGCUGUCCAAACACAAGGGGCUUCUGGGAAAGGUGAUGGUCGAUCUGAUGUGUGACGACAUCUCCAAAGGCUGGACUCAGUGGUUUGAGCUGACGGAGGAUGGCUCGAGAAGAACUCUUGAUACUUAAAGGAGUGAUACGGGGAUGGGAGAGGCACUCGUCAUAUAACUUUGUUCCGUUUUUAAAAGCAUCACUGAUGUAACAACCUAUUCUAAAGUGUUACAUUUUAGCCAUCACGAUCGUUGUUAUUUAAAACACACGAAACCUAAUUUUCCUUUUAUAUCAUUAUACCUUUAUAAAUGUCCCUGUUUCCCCCCGUUUUUUGCUAAUGCUUUGUGUGCAAUAGGUAAAAAAGGAAGUACGUGGUACCCAAGAACGGGUCAGCGUUUCAAAGCAAUGAUGUUCGGGAUGGAUGGAGAGUGUCGCGCUACCUGUGGUCCGCGUACGGCGUGUAAUUAGCAUCGUCCAGAUGGGCCAGCGAUGGGGGUGUUCAGUGUUACCUGAUGAGCUGUAUCAAGUAUUUUUUAAGAAGGAAAAUGUACAUUGUGCUUUUGAAUGAACUAAAUGAAACGUAAAAGCUUUGGACCCAGUCCAGUCAGCUGGCGCCGGCCGGUUUUACGAUCUGUCAAAGACAACCAAAGAGGCAAGUUUUUCAUCGUGUUUCCGGUGCGGUUCGAAGCCAAAUGCAUCUGUACGUCGUGCUUUAUAUUCCUCUCGUGUAUUAAAAUUUCAUUCUCGUAAUGGUAUGUUUUUAUCUUAAUUUUUUUGUUUGUAUUAUACGCAUAACAGUCCUUGCGCAAUUCUGCGAUUGGACAUCAGAUUAUUCUGCUUCCAUUUCUUCACAUUGCCGCCCAACUCAGAAAUCAGCCAGGAACUUUUUAUUCCAAUAUGGAUGUUCUUUUGUAGUCUCACUGCAGAUUUAGUUAAGCGCACGUAUUUUACGCACACUUCAUAUUUAAUACGACCUCGCCGCACUGCACGUGACAUGCCUUCUGAGUGAGGUAUUACGUUGAUCUGCGUGUAUCGACGGGGUUCACUGCUGUAAUUGUCACAGAACACAUUAAUUACGUGAAUGUUUUUGAAUGCAUAUUGGGUAUCGAUGUUCUGUAUCUCUGUAAUGUAUAAUCAGAAUGACAGUCGGGACUACAGAGAAGGUUUCGGACAGUUUCAUGUUUUAAAUGGACCACGUCAUUUUAUGAUGUCGUUACCAGAUCUUUAAAUAUUCUAUCACCUUUUUCCUUUCUCUAAAAGGGAACUCAUGAGAAUGAAAGUUGUCUGUUUGGUAUUUUCCUACUUCCACUGCAAGCUGAUAUGCCUCUGUAACUUAUUUAUCUGGUGCCUUAAAAAAGACUAUUCAGAUAUGUAAAGACGCUUUUAAGGUUUCUGUACUUGAGAUUGUCUCCUCAAAAGCUUUUAAAUAAAUAAAUGAGCUAUUACUGUACUUAA